GGCAGAAGAAAACAAAUCAAGGGAAUGUGAAAAACGCGCUCGUGAUGCCGAAAAGAUGUGCAAGAUGAAAGAUUCAAUAAUAGAGAAGACAACCAAAAUCAGCAGAGAUUUGGAGGAAAAGUUGAUUCAUACAACUGAUGAUCGUGACAGAUUAUCUCAUCGAUGUGGAAAGUUGGAAGAACAACUUCAGGAAGCCUUAGAAAGAGCUGCUGAUUGUGAAAAGUUCAGACAUCAGCUUGCCGCCAAAACGGAACUGCUGGAUAAACUGUUAUCAGAGCAGACGAAUGAGUCAGUAUCAAUAGGAGAAUCAGGCAUCAAUGCUGCUAAUGAAUUUUUCAAAUCUGAGAUUCAAAGAGCGGAAUUAGAGGUCAUUGAGGCUAAAGAGACAAGGCGAGAAAUGGAGAAGUCUGUUGAUGAAAUGCGAGUUAAAAAGGAAGAAAUGGAGGACAAACUAUCAAAGCAAAUAGAAGAAACUGAGUCUCUCUUAGAUAAAUGUUCAGUUCUUGAAACGCGAAUAAAAGAACUCGUUGAUAAAAAAACCAGAGUUGAUCCUCUUAGUAACCGCCUGAUUGGUCCUGCCCUUCCUCCAUGGAUUGUGGAAGAAAAGCGAUCAGCCAGUGAAUCGGCCGAAAAACUAUCUACCAUGGAACCUGCACAGCUUCGGAUAAAGGUCCUUGAUCUUGAACAACGUCUAAAAGAGCUGGAUCAACUUUGCGAAUAUCGAGAAGAUGUUAUUUUACGUAUUCAUGACGAAAUCACUAAAAAAGCUGCGCGUUUAGAGGCCUGUGAAGUUGAAAAGUCGGGGCUCCAGGCGCAGGUGCAGAUAUUAAAACGGGAACUUGCUGAAGCCCGCGGUGAGAGUGGUUCAAGUCGACGUGGUCUAGGACAUGGUGGCAGUAGUUCCUCGCUGUGUUCUGCCGUUUUGCUCGCGUCAGAUAUUGAGCCAGAGCUCGAACGAUUGCGUGGUAAACGAGAU
This is a messenger RNA of Protopolystoma xenopodis, 976 nucleotides long. NCBI's taxonomy places the organism in Eukaryota, Metazoa, Platyhelminthes, Monogenea, Polystomatidea, Polystomatidae. The record is from the annotation of a GenBank genome assembly.